AGUCUCGACGCCUCGGGAAAAAGCAAGUGUGUGCACACGUAUACGGCACAUUCCCGUACAACCCCCCGCGGAUCCGAGGGCUCUUUCAACGAAGUUGGAUAAAAUGAGUCGCGAGUGUCGGAAAUAGUAGGGGGAAAAAAAAAAUAGAAAAAAAAAAGUAUAAGGAUGGCAGAGUGCGAGGAAGGGCCGUCGACGUCGUCGCCGACGGUGGAGGUGUCGAGCACUCCGAGGCUGUCCCAGGGUUAUUUGUACGCUUGUCAGAGGGCAGAGCUGCUCGGGCUACCCACGCCCACCGAGGCCGAGUUUUUCGCCAGCGAGGACUACGCCAGAGAAAGGGACGCCGUCGAGCAGGACGGCCACGAUGACGCCGUUGCUCAGGAACUGGAGGAAAACGACGAGUGCAUGCAACGAAUCGGGGGUGGCCUGGACGAGCUGAACACCAUACUAAACGCAACCCAGAAGAAGAUAAACAAAUUCAAGAACGUGUGCGGUAGUCUGGGCACCCUCUUGAAAGCGCGGGUUUCCUCGAGCCCCGGGACCCCGGAGCACAAGCCUCGGGCGGGUUCCUCGAGCGAACAGGAGGAGGUGCCCGCCGCGGAGGGGGACGCCGAGGAGGAGCCACCCCAGCCGCAGGCGGCGCCAAGGAAGGCCGACCUCAACGCCAAGGUCGGCUCGCACCUCGACAAGCUCGACUCGCUCAUCAACAAGGCGGAGAACGCCCAGUACAGUAUGAAGCACCAGACCAAACAGAUGAAGGCUUACAUGAAGUAGUUUCUCUUUUUUCUUUCUUUUUUUCCUCCUCCUCCUUCGACGCACGAUCGGUGCAUUUGGCCGACCGAUUGGUGUUGGGUUUUUUUUUUUUUUUUUUUUUUCAUUAAUCGCACAUAUAUGGGACGGGGGAUGGUUGAAAGGGCUCUUGUUUGGAAAAUGAUGCUUUUUGACAAGCUUUUUUUUUUAAUAAGGGGUAAGGUUGAUCGUUGAAUAUUGAAUAUUGAAUAUACUUUAUGAACAAAACAACGAAUUGAUCAUGUUUACGAUAGAAUUUGUCAUUUUUUCUAGAUAAGGCGAUAGAAAAAGUAAAAAAGUUCUCUAAUUUUAUGUAGCAAAUCGGAAAUUUUGCCGAUAACCAUAAGGUCUUUGAAGAUUGAUGUCGUUGAAAAUUUUACGUUUCGACUGAAAACGAGUCUUCCUUUCUUGUUUUGUUGCUUUGAAACAGAGGAUCAUUCGUAGGAUUUUAGAAUUGAUUGUUGAAAAAUUCAUUGUUAAGAACGAGAAUGGUCGUUGUUGAAAAUGUUGUUUGGUUGAGAAUACCGCCAGUAACACCAAAUACAAGUAUAUAAAAAUGUGAACAAUAUAAUUUGUACAAAAGUCACGCGUUAAAAUGAACACUUGAAAAUUAUUUUGAAAAAUAUCGCAAGUACUAGAAUUGUCGGUGUAGAUGCAUCUUUUGAGAUAUUUUGUGACGCGGUAAAAACAUAUCGAAAGGCAGAAAAAUAACAUAAUGGUGAAUAUACCAAUCUAAUCUACAAUAAUAUACCUUCUCUGUAAACUCAAUUACUCUCUCCAUAUACGCUUGAAAUUUAAAUCUUUGUAUAAAAUACAUAAUGAAUCAUGAAUUACUUAAAAAAAAAAAAAAAAAAAAAAAAAAAAAAAAAAAAAAAACAUGAUUCACUGUAUGCACUUUUUACAUACGUAUACUAAGCUUCGAUGCUGCUCAAUUCUACGUGUGUCCAUCCGGCAUUUCUCGAAAUACCUAGACAAAAAUAUUUAUACCAUAAACAAGACCUGAACACUAUAGUUACACAAACCUUAAAAAAAAACAUUAACUUAUAUGUACAUUUUUAUUUUUGCAAACAGUUGGAUAGUGCAAAUUUCACGCUGCUUAAACGAAAUAUCUGCGAAUGCGCGUAGGAUAGAGUAAAGUUAGCGUAUUUUUUUUUUUUCCAACAAAUUUUCGCUUUUGUAACAAUAUUCGAACAGUAUUUUUGUAAAUUUCAAGUAGCAAAGCAAAUGUUAUAGAGCCAACGCAUCGUGUAUAUUCUCAAGUUGGGCUUCAUGUAUAACGAAUUUCGAAACGACAAUGCUGUGAGGCUGUACUUUCAAGGCGAAUUUCAAGACUUUUCAUGCUCUUAUUUCACGAGAGAAGUAUACGUCUCUUUUGAAUGUAAGCACAUUACUUCCCAAGCAAUACAACCAUUCGAAUUCGAAGAUAACUUUAACGACAAUCUUGUGAUUUUGUCUUUUUAUGAUGUUACAUCUAGUUGCGCAUUGCGAGUAGUUCAUUGAUUGUUUGAAUUUUUUUAUGAAAAUUUAAAAAAUCGGAUUUAUUAAAAGUUGAGAUUUCUAUGUACCUUUAUAUGUGUAUUUGUUGAGCGUAAAAUUACGUCAAGAUUUGCAGAUAAAAUAUUAUAUACAUCUAUUCGUAUGGAUGGAAAAAAAAAAAAAAAAAUUGAGAUACGAAUAGUUAACUCAAAAAUUAUCGAUCUAAAAUACACACGCUUAUGCCUGAUAUAUACAAGUAUAAUAUUGUCUGUAUCUAUAUGUAUAUGAGAAUAUUCGUAAAAAUAUACAAUAUACAAAAGAAAUGUUGAAUGUCGUCCACACACGUGUGUACUAUAAAAAUACAUAUAUAUAUAUAAUAAGCACUGUAAAUGAUGGAUAAGACAAUUGUAUUUUAUUUAAAUCGUUAUAAAAGCUUGUUGAUGCUAAAUGAAGCAAUAAACUUAUAACGUUAAAA
Messenger RNA from Copidosoma floridanum, 2737 nucleotides. RefSeq lists its product as uncharacterized. The record is from RefSeq and is a predicted model, not a curated record. NCBI's taxonomy places the organism in Eukaryota, Metazoa, Arthropoda, Insecta, Hymenoptera, Encyrtidae.